This is a messenger RNA of Ananas comosus (pineapple), 1294 nucleotides long. Its product is annotated as GLABRA2 expression modulator-like. Bases 115 to 906 code for a protein of 263 amino acids. NCBI's taxonomy places the organism in Eukaryota, Viridiplantae, Streptophyta, Magnoliopsida, Poales, Bromeliaceae. The transcript is spliced from 4 exons. The record is from RefSeq and is a predicted model, not a curated record.
UACCCGCGUCGCGGCUUCGAAUCGGUAAAAGCCCUUUCUUUGGUUGCUGCUUCCUCCGCGACGAAGAAAGAAAUCCGAAGCCUCCGAUCGUGACCCUCUCCCCCUCCGGUCGCCAUGGAUCCAAGCUCCGUUCACCCCGACAAGGUGCGCUCCGAUCCUCCCUCCGACCCCGCCCCGCCCCCCAAGGUCGCCGCCGACGACCCCGCGCUGUCUCCGCCGCCGCCGAAGAACGUCACCUGGAGCACCGAUCUCACGCGGGAGGGCCAUCCCGCGGCGGCGGCGGCGGCGGCGGCGGAGUCGAAUCCCAACGUCAUUUCCUCCCCCGCCCAAUCCUCCGCGAAGAGCACGGUGGACACAGUGAAAAACGCACUCGCGAGAUGGGGCAAAAAAGUUGGGGAAACGACGAAGAAGGCGGAGGAUCUGUCGCGAAAUACUUGGCAACACUUGAAAACAGGACCUAGUUUUGCUGAAGCUGCAAUGGGAAGGAUUGCUCAAGGAACCAAAGUCAUAGCAGAAGGUGGCUAUGACAGGAUAUUUCAGCAAACAUUUGAAGCACUGCCGGAAGAGCAACUUAGGAAGUCUUUUGCAUGCUAUCUAUCAACAUCUGCUGGUCCUGUUAUGGGGAUUUUGUACUUAUCUACAGAGAAACUUGCGUUCUGUAGCGACAAUCCUCUUUCAUACAAAGAUGGAGAUAAAACAGAAUGGAGUUAUUAUAAGGUGGUGAUUCCUUUGAAUCAACUAAGGGUAGCUAAUCCCUCAAUAAGUAGAGCAAAUUCUGCUGAAAAGUAUAUCCAGAUCGUCUCUGUGGACAAUCACGAGUUUUGGUUCAUGGGUUUUCUAAACUACAACAGUGCUGUAGAGAGUCUUCAAGAGGCUUUGAUUAGUGCACGUGACUCGCAACCUUAGAGGACACCAGAAUCUCAACACAGGUCUUGUGACCCUUCGAGAUGCUGGUCUCCACGCCCUCAGUAUUUAUAUCGCAUGAUCAUAAUUCAAGCCUGGCUCUAUCGCAACCACUGGUAGAAUACACCUUAUACAUGGAUAUCUUCGACUUUUUGAUCACUUUGUUUCCGAGUUUAAAUUUUGCUCUACUAAACAAUACAUGUUUAUCUGUAGUUUGUGCAUUUCCCCCUAUCAUUUCUCGACUGCCGAACCAUUGCAGCAAUUUUAUCUCUUCGUUUUUCCAGUUUGUCCUGGCUGGGUUUGUUGUAUCUGUUGUUGUGCCUUACUGAUGUAAAAAUACUUUGAAUUUCUGAAUAAGAUCAGUCCAUUUUGAGGAGGAUAUUGUUCACAA